Dovyalis caffra is the source of this 243-nucleotide messenger RNA. The record is from the annotation of a GenBank genome assembly. NCBI's taxonomy places the organism in Eukaryota, Viridiplantae, Streptophyta, Magnoliopsida, Malpighiales, Salicaceae.
AUGAGCGACUACCGCCACCACCAUUCACCACCGCCACCAGGGAUUCCACCUCCAUAUCCUCCGCCAGAUUUUCCACCGCCGCCGCCAGAAGUUCCUCCACCACCUCCACCUGGUUAUCAAACCUAUUUCUAUGAAGGCCCUAUAUCCCCACCUCCUCCUCCACCCACUUACACGGAACAUGUUCAUCAUGAUCAUGAGGAAAGUAGUGGUUGCUGUUCAUUCCUAAGAGGGUGGUACGUGUGA